Colletotrichum destructivum is the source of this 2124-nucleotide messenger RNA. RefSeq names its product Putative arrestin-like protein. The coding region runs from base 315 to 1802 and encodes 495 amino acids. The record is from RefSeq and is a predicted model, not a curated record. The transcript has a single exon. NCBI's taxonomy places the organism in Eukaryota, Fungi, Ascomycota, Sordariomycetes, Glomerellales, Glomerellaceae.
ACCCAUAGGCUCUCGACCUUUUGUUUCCCAUCAGCACAUUUCCAACCCUUCCGACUCCAUCUUUGUCCCAUCCAAUAUCUGGGGGAUCUUAAACCAAGCCGUUGUCUAUAUAAGAGCCGUACCCCACCAUCACGACAUCUCCGACGCCUGCAACACCGCACUCGGAUAACAUUGCUUGUUGCACGCUUGCUGGGCUUACAACAACCCCAACGGCCCCCUUUCCAUUGACCCCAAGUCGACCAUAGAUAGGCACGGCAUCGUGCUCGGUUCCCCGCCAUCAACAGCCGUCAUCAUCUCAAGCUCAAUUAGCCAAGAUGUCGAGCCACAGUGAUAUGAGCUCCGUCAUCACCUUCGCCCGGCAGCCUGCCUCCUCUCGGAAGCAGAGCGUCGAGGUCAAGAUCAAUGACCACUACCACUCCAAGGUCUAUACAUCAGGCAACCCCAUCUCCGGAGAGGUGACAAUUACCCCUGGCCACGAUAGCCGGUUCGACUACAUCCAGAUCAUCCUGAUCGGCACUUCCAGGACUCGUCUAGACGCUGUACAGAUCCCUCAGCUCUCCUCCCACACCUUUCUCAAGCUGGAGAUGCCCAUCCCCGAAUCCGCUUACCCCGUUCCCCGCAUCUUCGAGGCUGGCAGGGCCUAUACCUUUCCCUUCAACUUCGUCAUCCCUCACCACCUGACCAUCAGUGCUUGCACCCACAAGGCCCAGUCGGAUUACAUCCAUGACUACCACAUGCGCCUGCCGCCGACGUUGGGCGGCUGGGAGAGGGACGACAUGGCCCCCGACAUGACCCAGGUUCAGUAUGCCAUCAAGGCUCGCGUUGUUCGACAAGACGAACUCGGCGGCAAGCCCACCAAGCUCAUGGAAGACACCCACUUCAUCAAAGUCCUCCCCCGUUCCCCUGAGGAUCCGCCUCUGAACAUCACCAAGCAAGACCGGGGAUACGCGCUCAGCAAGACCAAGACAAUUCGCAAAAACAUCUUCUCCUCGAAGCAGGGCUAUAUCACUGCCGCUACCGCUCAGCCCAGUGCCAUUUACCUAGCAGCCGACGGCCGCUCGGCUUCCGAGGGCUCCGUCCUGGUGAACCUCAACUUCGAGCCUGCAUCUGCCGAUAUCCUGCCUCCCAAGGUGACCACCGUCUCUGCCAAACUCCAGGCGCAAACAUGGUACGGGUCGACCCCCAUGACAAAGCUGCCCAACAUGGGCGACAGCCAGGAGGCAUACGCGCUGGCCCAGCAACUCGCCUACAAUACCUCAGUCUCUUUGUUUUCGACCUCGGUGGACAAGGUGGCUUGGCGACAGCAGCUGGCUUCCCCUGCUCGCCGCGACUCGGGCUACUCUAGCGAUGGACUGCGAGAAGGCAGCCACUCAGACUCGGAUAGCCAGAACCACAGCCAGAGCCGUCGUUCGAGCAAGGAACGGGCGUCGCCCAUCUUGCACCGGGCCGCUCUUCAGAUCCCUUUCAAGCUGCCGACGUCCCGGAAGACCUUUAUCCCAACCUUCCAUGCUUGUCUCGUCUCCCGUACCUACACUUUGCAGUUAACACUCGUGGUGGCCGACUCCAAAAUGAACCUGAGCAUCCCUUUGCAGAUCGCCCUCGAGCCUCCUGUCCAGCAGGAUCUCCUAGACAUGGGUCUUCCCAGCUUCGAUGCUGCCAUGGCGCAACAGGAAGAGGCGGAGGUGGAUGCCUACUUCCAGCCCCGACUGCUGCAACAGCCGGCACUCGAGUUCCAAGGCAACGCGGUAUUGCCCAGCUACGGCGACUUGACGACUCGGCGGUCAGCAGUCCCGACCGCUUGAUGCGACCGCGUCCCAGCAACCAUUUUCCUCGAUGACGAGUUACGACUGACGGAGAGUUUUUGAACACGAUACCACUUGACACUUUCCUUUUUUCUUCUUUUCUGAAGUUCAAGGUGCGACCGAGGUCGCGACUAGUUUACAUGACACAGAAAUUGUGUACAGGAGUUUUGGUCAACAAAAGGAAUAUUUCGUCUGGAAAAGCUGCAGUCUUUUGCUGCAAGGCUGUUUGUUAGCAGCGCGUCUGUAUUGAAGAUACCCAUAGGGCAGAGGCACAUCGCAGAAACACUAGUAAUAAUUUGAACAACACUGGGGGGGACCCUCG